CACAAGCAGCAACAAGCUAGUCCACUGACUGAAGUGUGUGACUGAAGUGUGACGUUACUCUCGUGCGGAGGUGAUGCAGUUGCGCAAACGUUAAACUGGUGUUUCUAUCAGAAGUUCAUGUAGCGUGUUAGCUGACAGGCUAUUAGCAAUGCCAUGCUAUGUUAUGAUGCAGCUGGAGUUAAGGUGGGUAUGUUCUAAUAACGCUACAUGUUACAUGAACGUCUGAUAGAAACACCAGUUUAAUGUUUGUGUAAUUGCACCAUGUCUCACUGAAUAUGAGCCAUCAUGUCUGUCCUAUCAUUAAAUAUAAUUAAAGUCAUCAGUCAGUGGACUAUCUUGUUGCUGUGUACUGCUUGUGAAGCUUUCAGGAUCUGCUGUGCCACGUCAAAGGACUGCAACAACUUCCUUGUUUAUUAGCCAAUAGGUGCGUGGAGGCAAAUUAAGGUCACGUUAUUUAACUUAAAAAUUUAGCCACGAUUUGUGCGUAAUUUUAACACUCCAAAUUGUGUAAGUGUAAGCAUGGUAUAGCCCCACUAGGUCUACAAGUGCAAAUCUGGUUACGCACACACAGAUCGGUUAAUGCACACAUAGAUCAGUGUACGUACGCACAGAUUGGUUUACGCAUGCACAAAUCUAAUCGCACCCUAAUAUAACGCCAUAGAUUUCUGUUUAUCCCAAGUAUUUUCCUAACAUGUUUACCAAGUACGGCUUCACACGUUUACAGUAAACACUUUAUGUAAAACCAUGUCACCAUUGUGUCCCUUAGUAGCUACUGCUUAGGAAAAUGUCACACACUUUAUUGUAGGUUUUCUGGAGAUUGUGUAUCUUCCCCCAGGCACGGGAGAUUUCCGCACAAGUAACGAAGGAAAAGGCUUUUGUAAGCCUCGAAUAACUGUAAAUAACUCCAAACUCAAAAUCUGCAUCCGAAUGAGAGGCAGCACCUUUAAAUCUAACUGGUGUACAAUUCUUAGCACAACACCAUUAUGUGCGGUUUCUGUACUUUGUUGAGGAGCGCUACAGAUGUCCUUUAAGAAACCUCAGAGAACAGGACUUUGACUGAGUUGCCAACUGUUUAUGCAUCUGGUACAAAGACCUGCGUAGAUCUUACUGGAGGUUUCUGUGGGGAGAAGACAGGAGCCAGACAGGCGACAGUCAGCGCUGUCUUGGCCUCAGGGCAGAGGCACGGAGCGAGCUGGCAAGCCAAUGAGAAGGAUACAUCCGCUCCCCUCUGCCCUGCCCGGCUUGGCUCAGCUCAGCGCGCCCUGUAAUUACGAGCUCUAGUUGGGCUGGGCGCCGCCACGGUGGACAGCCUGGCUGCUGCGUAAAGGGAGUUUUGGGAACGGCAGCUCCAGACGUGUGCGUGGACUUCUGAGCACUCCCAAUUUCUGUUUUCUAACGAAGAAGAGAACAAUACUGAAGAUGAAUGGGCAGGUUUCAACUGUCUUAAGGGAGAAGAAGCCGUCGCUCCCUGUGGUUGGAACUUCGUUCUCGUCCACCAAGGAUUCCCCGACCCUGCCAGAGUCCUCUUCCACAGACAUGGGCUUCUACAACAGCCAGAGCGCGAUCCACGGCUCGCAGGAUUUCUACCCAGUGCAGCAGGCCUACUCCACUGAGCACAUGAACCCAUAUGCCUAUCACACCUAUAACUUGAACAGAGUGGGCCCUGGAGGUGCCUACCCUGUGGGCAAGGCAGAGUAUCCCUACCCUCAUUCAACGUACAGAGAGCACGGCUCAUUUAGCAGGGAGGUGGAGGAGGAGAACAGUGUGAAAGAAGAACCAGAUAUAGAGGUUCGAAUGGUCCACGGGAAACCCAAGAAGGUGCGCAAACCUCGAACAAUCUACUCCAGCUAUCAGCUCGCAGUCCUGCAGAGGAGAUUCCAGUCUGCCCAGUACCUGGCUCUGCCAGAGAGGGCUGAACUGGCUGCACAGCUGGGUCUUACACAGACACAGGUCAAAAUCUGGUUCCAAAAUCGUCGCUCGAAGUUUAAGAAGCUUUACAAGAAUGGAGAGUUUCCACUUGGGGACAUUCCUCUUGAAAACAGUCCAGAUGCCAGUGAUUCAAUGGCCUGCAACUCUCCUGCCUCCCCUGUAGUAUGGGAAAACAACAACAACAACAGCAGCAACACAACCAAUGACGGUGAUAUGAAAAAUAACGCAUUGCUGGAUCCUGCCAGUAGUUACCAGCCUCCAGCCGAUUCCUCGCCAGCAUACAUGGGGGAGUACACGCACCAGAACUGGUACCAGCAGCAUGGUACACAUUUAAGUCUGCAACCCACGGGGCAGACGCACCAUGCAGCAUCAGCAGCAUCUUCAGCCGCACAGAGCAUGGAAGUCGUUUACUGAAGUUUGUUUGCUACUACUCUUUGCUGUCUAUGGGAGUGCCGUGACGACACAGCAGGUUCUGGAGCUGUGUGUGUGUGACCAAAAACACCAGUGAUCCUCAGACACGAGUUGCACAUAUGUUGUAAAAUAGGCUCAGCAGUAAAUGUCAUCCUGUUCACUCCAGCUCUAAUGUUAAUGAAAACCGCUUGUAGCAUAGCUUUUGUGGGGUUUUCAGCGCUGAGACCGAGAUUUUUUUAUUUUAAAUCACUGAUAAUAUUUAGUGUAUUUAAUAGUUUAGACAUUACCCUAUUUAUGGAAGGAAGUUAUAUUGAUUCAGUAUGUUAGGUCGUUUUUGCAAGUAGUAGGCCUUUGAUCAGCAGCUUAUAUAUAUAGAAUUGAAUGAAUAGUACUGAAAUGCGACCAGUAACUAUAUGAAUAAGGCUGAAACAUGAGUGGCACAGGGUUUUGUAUUUAGAGGGAAUGAAACUAUUUUUACUAGCUUUGGUCAGUCACAAUGUUGAAGGUGGACAACAUUCAAAGGGCCCUAACCUCUCUGAAUACACUAAUAUGACGGCCCAAGUAAAAUCUAGAAAAACACACAAACGAACCAUGACACAGGGUUCUACUUGACAUCAAAGUUACCAUUGGUCUAUUUAGUGCCUUCCGCUAGAGAAAAGUACAUGGCUAAAUAUGACCAGAACUGCAUGUGGGCAAGACGACUACAAGAUUAUGUUUUUUAGUGGCGUGGUAGUUCAAUGGGUAGUGCGUUGUUCCGUGAAGCAAAUGGUCACCAGUUCGAGCCCAGUUGAUCCCACCAGGUGUGUCCCUGAGAAAGACACUUCACACAACCCCCCCGAGCGCCCCCAUGUGUAGUUGCCCACUCCUCCCCUGGUGAGGGGAUGUGGUCAAAUGCCGUCAGUGCCGGCUCUGGGCAUAGGCGAAUUAGGCAGUUGCCUAGGGCGCCACCUGCUGAGCGGGCGCCGCUCCAAGCCUUAAGAAAAAAAUGUGCGUAAACGUGCCCGGAGCUAAGCAGAAGGGCGCAAAAUCACAAUCUCUCCGCCCUGCAAAAUCACGUUUGCGAGCCUGGAGGUGGGCGCAUAGACGCGAUCGCAUACUGGGAGGGGGACGUAAUUGCGAUCGCAUCCCGGGGGGUGGAGAGGUGGUGAGUAAAGUUCGCCAAAUCAUGACCUCGCCUAGGGUGCCAACUUGGCCCUGCAGUGAACACAAUUGCCCCAAGGGGAUCAAUAAAAUAUGUCUUAUAUUAUUAUAUCUUAUCUUUUAACAGCAGCUACAUGUCAGAAAGACAAAUCUCUGACUGUCCCACCAGGCAGACAUGCAGUUCAUUUAUUACUGUAGGUAUAUCUACAUCGAUAAAUUGGCUUAUAAGUAUAUAUGGUUACGUAACAGGGCCACGCAUAGGCGUGUUGACCCUGUGAUGGACUGGUGACCUGUGCAGAGUGAACCAGUGCCAGAAAGCCCAGAAAUUUGGGUUCACCCCUGGGUCCAUUAAGACAAUAAAUUGUUAUGUUAUUGGAUGCAUAGAUACAGAUUUAUAGAUUUUUACCCGAGGAGGCAUCAGUUAGGAAAAUCUUAUUCUAGUUGUGGGUUUUUCAGAACCUUGUAAGCCAUUCCUGCAGCAGUAACUGUCUACUCUUAACUGUCUAUGUUUUGUUGUCCCUUCUAAUGUUUGAAACAUAAAGGUUUGAUUAACAAGGGGUUGCUUUAUCGAAUCUACCUGGUUAGAACUUUUUCACUUUUUGUAUACACACCUGUAUAGCAACAAAUUGUGCAAUGUUCUGAAAUGCUGCUCUAUUAUGUUAUAGUUCUAUAGUACAUGUCCACUGUCCCCCAUUUUAUUUAUACUGGUCUGUGACUUGUCGUGUUGUCAGAUAUUAGAUAUAAACAAAGACCACAAAUGCAGGUUACCCAGAUCUGUUGUUGAUGAACCAGAUGGCUGAGUGAGUUACAUGUAAUAAAAAAGUCAGCUAUAAUAUACAUCUAACCUCAGUGGAUUAUUUACCCGUGCCAAUAUCAGUGGUGUCCUAGCAGUGUGUCUGUCUGAGUGAGUCAGACAACAGAAACAGGUUACACAGAUACACACACAAACAGUACUGCGUGUAAAGGCUGUGGGAGGUGCAGCAGACACUCUGGAGUCUCUGGAUACUAAUAACACACUGCUGACACACAGACGAGUGUACACUGCUUUUAUGUGCUGUUUGGAAGUGGCGGAAAAGUGUGUGUUGUCAUGGACUCAGUCACUGCACCAUUGUUUAUGUUCAUUUCCGGUUUUAUGUUCUUGUCACGUCCUGCCUCGGUCAUUAUUAGUUGCUGCCAGCUUUACUUCCUGCCCCAGACCACACACCUGUUUCCCAUCUAGCCAUCAUUCGCCACUACUUAAGCACCACC
Betta splendens (Siamese fighting fish) is the source of this 4728-nucleotide messenger RNA. RefSeq names its product homeobox protein Dlx3b-like. NCBI's taxonomy places the organism in Eukaryota, Metazoa, Chordata, Actinopteri, Anabantiformes, Osphronemidae. Gene Ontology annotation, molecular function: DNA-binding transcription factor activity, RNA polymerase II-specific; RNA polymerase II cis-regulatory region sequence-specific DNA binding. The transcript is spliced from 3 exons. The coding region runs from base 1420 to 2343 and encodes 307 amino acids. Gene Ontology annotation, biological process: epithelial cell differentiation; regulation of transcription by RNA polymerase II; embryo development. The record is from RefSeq and is a predicted model, not a curated record.